CCUACUGCCAUUUUGUAGUAGAGAUCAGAGGAGGGAACGCGGCACACGUUGUUCUAUAGAUGAAUAAAACGACUCCAGUAUAAGGGAUUUGAAUUAAACUCGAAGCACGAUGCUUUCUGCAGCCCAGUUACUCGAUGAGUUAAUGGGCCGGGACCGGAACUUGGCUCCGGAUGAAAAGCGUUGUAAUGUGCGCUGGGAUGACGAGACUGUGUGCAGGUACUACCUGUGUGGCUUUUGCCCUGCAGAGCUGUUUACCAAUACCCGAUCUGACUUGGGUCCUUGCGAAAAAAUCCAUGAUGAAAACUUGAGGAAAUUAUAUGAGAAGAGUUCCCGCUUUAUGAAGGAAGGAUAUGAGAGAGACUUCCUGAGAUACUUGCAGAGUCUCCUGGCUGAGGUGGAGCGCAGAAUUCGCAGGGGUCACGCACGUUUGGCGCUGUCACAAGCCCAGCAGAACGCUGGGUUGCCAGGUCCAGUGGGGAAGAACGAGGAGAAGGCUCAGGUUCUCACAGAGAAGAUUGAAGAACUUGUUGUUCAGAUUGAGGAGCUGGGCUCAGAGGGCCGUGUUGAGGAGGCGCAGGGUAUGAUGAAGCUGGUGGAGCAGCUGAAGGAUGAGAGGGAGGAGCUCAGUUCCACACCUUCAACUAUUGAGAGCUUUGCGGCUCAGGAGAAGCAGAUGGAGGUGUGUGAAGUGUGUGGUGCUUUCCUCAUAGUUGGUGAUGCUCAAUCCAGAGUGGACGAUCAUCUAAUGGGCAAGCAGCACAUGGGUUAUGCCAAAAUUAAAUCCACUGUAGAGGAACUUAAGGAAAAACUACACCGGCGCUCCGAAGACCCCGAGAAGGAGGACAGAGGAAAGAAGGAGAAGGAGGACCGAGAGCGCGAAAGAGAAGAACGCGAAAAAAAACGCAAAGAGGAGGAAGAGGAGAAAGAGAAAGAGCGUGAAAAGGAGAAGGAGAGAGAGCGCGAGAAAGAGAGGGAACGCGAGCGGGAAAGAGAUCGCGACAGGGAACGAGAACGAGAUAGACGCGGGAGGCGGAGUCACUCCAACAGUAGACACUCUAGCAGAGCGUCAGACCGCCGCAGGAGCCGUUCACGAGAGAGGAGGAGGUCGUCCCGGAGUAAAGACCGUGAAAGGAAGCGCAGCAGGAGCCGUGACCGUGAGAGGAAGCGCAGUCGGGAUCUCUCGGACAGGAAGCGUCGCUCUCGGAGCAGAGAGAAGAGGAGAUCUCGCAGCUCUGAGCGCAGGAGUCACAGACACCGAAGCAGCAGCAGAGACCGAGAACGAGAGAGAGACAAAGGAGACAAAGACAAGGACAAAACUUCUAAGGACAAAGGGCACAAGGACUCCUCAGAUGAGAAAAAGAGCAACGGAAAGGGCUCGGCUGAGAAGUCCAGCGAGCUCUCCAAGCUCGAGCCCAUGGAGGUUGAGCCUCCCAAAGCGGAGGUGAACGGCACUGCUGAAGAACUUCAUUGUGAAGGUGACACACAGUCCAAUUAAAACUGAUCUGAUAGGACCUCAGAUCAGCCCCAGGUAAGUGCACCGUCCCCCCGCCCCGGGUCUCUCCCCCUCUCCCCUUCCCCCCUUUUUCUUUCAGUUCUGUCUGUGAUUUUUCUUCCUGUUUUUUAAUAGUGCAUCGUAAGUAUGCACUGAAGAUGGAGACUAGGCCGAUGAAACGGAAGAAAGUAGAAUGAAACAAACCCAGAGGGAAAGGCCAGUGUAGUCCUGAAAAACAUGCCUGGAGGUACCUCGUUUUGUAUCGGUCAUACAUCUGUCUCUUUAGACAAGUUCUCUUCCAAAUUUACGUGUUUAUUGAUUAAUUUUUUUCAAUCAAAUCCAAUUUUUCCUAACUCUGCCUUUCCUAGCUAAAUCUGUUUGCUUUGUGCUCGCACUGAGAAUAAAUUGGUAGAUGAAACUUUCUCUGUUGCACUUAAAAUGAUUGUGUGCGCUCAUGUGUGUACAUGCAUAAGCGCACAUCAUUUUGCCUUGUGAUCUCUGUAAGGUGUUCCUAAGAGGUCACUGAACUGCAAUGAGUACUGAUUUUGUUGGAGUUACAUGGAUAUGUUGCACUUUUAAUACGUCUGUUCUUAAAGUUGAGACCCGAUAGCAUUGGGCUGAUGGAAGUGUAGGGUUAAUGAAUUAUUGCAGCUGACUUCCGCACCUCACACAGCGUUGGUGUCGCGAGCGACCCUCAUGAAAAGCCCAUUUAAAAAUCAAGGAUUCUGUCAAUCUAUACAGGUACUCACCCAAGGUACUCCUUUCACUACCCACAUCCAUUUGAAUGCUGUUGCCUGUCUUUACCCUAUCUCUCUUUUCCCAGUUUUAAAUGUCUUUGGUUUUGCUUUCUGUUGGUUUCAAGGGCCAAUGGUUUACUCUGCACCUUAACGGGUGGAUGUAAUGUGUCAGAUUUACAGACGCGCCUGAUUGAGACAGUUACUUGCCAAACCUCAAAAUGGUCCUUUCUCCUUGUUUGUGUUGCUUUUUUGCCUGUUUAGUAAGGAGUUAUAGGUCCGAAUUAGAGCUGGCCGAUAUAACGACGGCAAUUCCAACUUUUCCGGACAUGUUCUGCUUUCGGAUAUCUUUUUUUGGUCUAUAUUGGUUAAUGGCCAUUGCAAAUAUAUCUUUAUAUAAAAAGAAGCUAACGGGAUAUACCGUUUUUUUACUAAAACGUUUUCAUACCCUGGUAGUGGGUCAAACUAUUCGUUCUGAAUUGAUCAGUUGAAAUCAACCAUUUGGUCUGAUUCACCCAAAUUGAUCUUGCACUAUUCCUUCUGCUGUUUUUCCUACUGAGGUUCAACGGGACAGUUCACCCAAAAAUUCUAAUUCUGUCAACAUUUACUCACGCUCAUGUCUUUCAAAACCUGCCGUUUUUCUGCAGCACAUGAAAGAAGAUAUUUUGAUGUGUGUCAGUGGUUUUGUCCAAACAAUGGAAAUCAAUGGGGGCCAUUGUUGUUUUGUUCUGUAAAAAGUCAUACAGGUUGAAAAUGACAUGAGGGUUAAUAAAUGGAGAAUUUUUUUUGUGGUGACCUAUCCAGUUAACUUUCCUCAUUAUCGCUAUCUUUGUUGCUUACAGGUCAUUUUACGUGGGUUGAAGUCAAAUGACACGCAAUUUUUAUAUUACACGCAAAAUCUUGUAGUGUCAGUAUGAAGUGAAUAUUUAAUAUGUCGUCCGGCCCUAGUCUAAUUAACUAAUGCAGGUGUUUAUUUCAGGUCAACUUUAUUAUCUCUUUUUGAUUAAAUUUCCUAUUUGUCUUAUCCUCAAGAUAGCAGUGCAUGCUUUCAGAAAAAGAUCAGUUAUUCAGAGUCUCAGUCAGGUCACAGAUAAAAGGGGAUUUGAAUUCUUCAAAGAAAUACUCCAGUUCUGUUUGUUUGCUUUCCUUUGUUUGUACUUGUGCAAUAAAAUAUGUUAUAGGUAAAAAUGAAUGUGCAUUUAAGAUAAUGAAUCACAACAUAAGACUGUUUAUUGGUCAAACUGCGUCAUUUAUUGAAACAAAUGUGAUUUCACAUUUGUCUUUUCACUAGUCAUUUAAAACGGUCCUGGAAUUGUUUAAAAAAGAAAACCGUAUUGUUUUCCAUGUAUUUGAAAUAUUUUUUUGGAUGUGCCAUGAAUUUAGUUUCACACACUAAUCCAGUUCUCUCUGACCAUUUGUGUACAUCAGGGGAAGUUGGACAGCUGGAAGAGAAAGACCUGAAGACUUUCAUCCCGCAACACAUCUCCGCUUCUUUAAACAAGGUGAACCACAGACGUAGUGGUCUAUUACGCUAAAAUUAUAAAGAUGUACAGAUGUAAAAUGGUUCUGUGUCCCUUUUCAACGUUUCGAGACGACCUCUCAUGUUAUUUUAAUCAUGUUUGUUUGGUUUUCUAUGCUUUGGUCUUACUGCUAUAAACCCAUAGAUGCAGGUCCACCCUUGUUUCUGUUAGUGUGCAUUCAGAAUGAAUAAACAACAUUGUGGCAUGUUUGCUAUGUACAGUCCGCUCUCAAGUAAAAACUAUUGACGGUUGGUUUUGUUGAGUAUUUUGACUGGAAGCCUGAAAGGUCUCUUAACUGCUUAUUUCCCCUCUGUAUGCUAAAUCCCAAAUCUUUAUACAAUUUUAGUUUAGAGAAAUACAUUUUCAUUUUGUUCCAGUUUUAAAAUCUGUAUUUGUCUCCAAUAAAAUGAAAAAAAUAAA
This is a messenger RNA of Triplophysa dalaica, 4166 nucleotides long. It is a transcript of the gene luc7l3, whose product is annotated as LUC7-like 3 pre-mRNA splicing factor. The record is from RefSeq and is a predicted model, not a curated record. The transcript is spliced from 10 exons. Gene Ontology annotation, cellular component: U2-type prespliceosome; U1 snRNP. Gene Ontology annotation, biological process: mRNA splice site recognition. Gene Ontology annotation, molecular function: mRNA binding. The coding region runs from base 110 to 1495 and encodes 461 amino acids. NCBI's taxonomy places the organism in Eukaryota, Metazoa, Chordata, Actinopteri, Cypriniformes, Nemacheilidae.